UUUGCAGACAUAAGAUGUCUUGAUGGCAAAUAACUAGAUAAGAAACAAGAAAUUAGAAGUGUACUGAAUCCUGAUCGUGCGUUAAAAGCCUGCUGUUAGAAAUAUAUAUAUAGUGCGCCAGUGGAAAUUUACUAUUGCGCAAACGAUAUGUUGAAAUCAGUUGAAACCAGGCAAAACCUUACGGUUUCGUUGAUACUUAUUAUAUUAGCGGGCGCUGUUUUUGGUGAGGAAGAUGCAGAAUCUUCGCGACGUUUGCCUAAUGCCAACGGUUUUUUCGGUGUUAACAAUUGGAGGAACGGUUUAUUUGGAUAUCCCGGCUGGUUCGGUUUUUCUAAUUCCACUGGAAUUGGUAGCAUGCCCGGUUUCCCUGGCAUGACCGGUUUCCCUGGCAUGCCCAGUUUCUCUGGCAUGCCUGGUUUCCUCCGUUUUCAUGGUUCUGCUAACUAUCCAAAUCAGCCCCUUUAUUCGGAGUGUAAUGUACUGCUUAAUACACCGGGAACGUGUAUGCCACCAUCUGAAUGUGCCAGUGUUUCAGGAAUGCCAUCAGGAUUUUGUUCGAAGAAAACUCUCUGUUGUGCUGUUUCUUUACAGUGCGGGGGGUCUUCUAGUGCUAAGAAGAUAGUUAUUCAAGGAUCUGUCUCUAUACCGAGCCAAACACCUUGUACCUACACAGUGAACAGAUUCAGUUCACAUGUGUGCCAAUUAAGGGUCGAUUUCAGCACUAACAUGCCGCAACCUACAGUGAUACCACCAGCAAGUGUUCCAGGAACUAUGCCAUAUUGUGGAACCAGCUACUUAUCCAUCGGCGAAAUGCGCUUUUGCGGAAUAAACACCAAUCAACACAUAUAUCUACCUUUUGGACAAAAGACGAUAUCAGAAACAAUAUCAGUUCUGAUAGGUUCAAAUAAUAAUGCGAAUUGGAGAGUAAUAGUCACCCAACUGGAAUGUCCUCCUGACACUACCGAAGAGUUUAAACAAUUAACUCACACUUCUCCGGGUCAAAUUCUUGAUAUAAACAAGCUCAUACACAAACAACACUUCGAUACAGACCUCAUUGCGCCCAACGGCUGCUUACAAUAUUUCCCGAAUAGGACUGGCGUUUUCGAGUCCUUUAAUUACAAUGCAGGAGCCGGCCCUUAUCUCCCGGGCAUGAAGUACGCCAUUUGCUUUGACAGACCAGCAACAUUUUCGAAUAUUCAAUUUUCAGCUGAAAGAUUUAACAUGAGCCGCGCUGAUCCUAGCUACAUAGAUGUACCAAUGACGGAUGCAGAAUGUAUUGAUGAAAGAGGCGAUACACUUGUUCAUCAUAACGAUCAUUUCUUGAUUCCUUAUUCGACAAUCUUACAAACGGGUGACUCAGCUACUCGCUAUUGUGGAGAUAUAUUGGAAGGACAAAAUUUGAUUGCUAAUCCUCCAGGACCACUGGAAGUUUUGGUAAACAUCGGAACAUUGUACUAUCCGCUGAAUUUUGGACCCAGACCUCAGAGAGCUUUCAGAGUAUCCUAUAGUAUACAGUGAAAUAUCUAACAAAUAACCAAGAAACCAAAACAUGAACUUUGUUUUAUAAUAAACUGAGGCAGGAAUAUAUAAUUAAUCCAAAUUAA
Messenger RNA from Hermetia illucens (black soldier fly), 1604 nucleotides. RefSeq lists its product as uncharacterized. Lineage: Eukaryota; Metazoa; Arthropoda; Insecta; Diptera; Stratiomyidae. The transcript has 5 exons. Bases 148 to 1518 code for a protein of 456 amino acids. The record is from RefSeq and is a predicted model, not a curated record.